AUGUGGUGGUGCUGCUGGCACGUGCAAAUGAAGAUGUACAUGGGAUUUUUAUGCCUCUCUCUGGUUUGGAGUGUAGCUUCAGGCAUGCGAAGAGAAAACAAGAAAGAAAAGCACACAGCAGUGCUGGCAGCUGCAGAGCUGCCUGCGAAGUCUGUGGAUCUGGCUGCUGUUAACUUGACUGAGCUGAUCAACAACAUGCUGGGCACAACGCUCAAGGGUUCCAAAAAUUUCUUCUCUUUGCUGAGUGUUACGUCUUACAGCUCUUUUGCCUUCCACAAAGUGUCAGUGACCAUUUAUAACAUUUCUAACCUGAAAAAUGUUGACCCUGGCAAGUUCCCUAUGCGUCACUGCUACUGCCUGAAUAACGUGACAAAUGACUUGACAGACUUUACAGCUUUACUUGUUGAUGUUCUUGGAAACUCUACCAGUUAUCUCACAGAAAUUUUCAAGUCUACUUCGAUUCUCUCAGUAAAUCAGAGCAACGAUUCAGAUUGUAUCUAUAUCUGCAUGAUGACAGGUCAAACAGGGAGAAAUUUGUCUGAAUUUUGGGAGAUGCUAGAAAAGUUUCCUGUUACGAAUUACACCUUUUCCAGCAACACAUCUGCUGACAUAGAUCCAAUUUUUUCAAGUUCUGUGAAAUUAGAGGAAGACCUAAACAAAAGCAUGGAUGCAUCUCCAGAACAUAUAUGGAGAUCUAAAACUACGAGGAUCCCAAGUGGUCUUAAAGGAGAGGAAAUCCAUCCGACGAGAGUUCCAUYGUGGCCCAAGACAGCUGGUGUGAAAGGAUCAGGGCUUCAAUCACUGGAAAACUGGGAUGUGUGGAAAGCACGUGGUACAGCUGGAGCUGUGAGGGAGGCCACUGCCACGGCACCAGCUGCUGAAAUGUCUGCAAUUUGGACACAGUCAGUGCCUCCCCAAGAAACAAGUAAAUUGAUGCAAACAGAGCCAGAUUUAUCUUCCUCAGUAUUGUCUAUGCAGCCCUACAGGCCUAGUGUUGUACUGAAACUUCACUCUGCUACCAGGUGUCCGCAAGCAAUCCUCAAAGAGUCCCUGGGGACCUCACCACCUAUUACUCUUAUAGCUCAAAAGAUAAAUCCUUGUGUCAUGGAGCUGUGCAGAUUUUUUCAGCUGUGCCUCUGCGUUAGUCGAAGAAGAUAUUCAAGAAAGGAAGCCAUGAGGUAUUGUGUUGAAUACUAUUCCUGGUUCUUGAAAAAUGCCAGUUAUGUUUGUGAAAAAGUGAAAAGGAUGGCUUAUUCCCAGACAUUAAAGCAAAAAUGUCUUGCAAACAUCUGUAAAUCUAUCUAG
Nothoprocta perdicaria is the source of this 1305-nucleotide messenger RNA. It is a transcript of the gene HHLA1, whose product is annotated as HERV-H LTR-associating 1. The transcript is spliced from 15 exons. The record is from RefSeq and is a predicted model, not a curated record. The coding region runs from base 1 to 1305 and encodes 434 amino acids. NCBI's taxonomy places the organism in Eukaryota, Metazoa, Chordata, Aves, Tinamiformes, Tinamidae.